Molecule: messenger RNA, 1221 nt
Organism: Plenodomus lingam JN3
Lineage: Eukaryota; Fungi; Ascomycota; Dothideomycetes; Pleosporales; Leptosphaeriaceae
Source: RefSeq, a predicted model, not a curated record
AUGGUAUCUGCUAAGCUACCAUCCAUUUUCAUCGAAGCGCAAUUGCCUCUCAUCUACGCCAACAUCAUUUUAGCUUUUGCCCUGGGUCCGCAGGCCCACACAUUUCGUGUCUGCCUCACUUUACCCAUUCUUCUCUUUCUGGUUUGUCAAUCGUUGUACAGAGAGCAGAAUGGUCCAUGGGAAGAUCUGUUGUCUAACAACAGCUUGGUGAUGUUCACCGUGUUUGUUUAUAUCGACUGGAUUCUACUGCAAAGUCCGGACCGAGAACAAUGGCACAAGCUUAACAACGCCAAGACAGAAAGUAAUGGCCCAACGAAAGCAAAAGAAUCAGGCCCUCCACAUGGUUUCUUCCAGAGAAUUUGGUUUGGCUGCAGGAUAGCAACGGCGUGGCGGUACAUAGGGUGGUCAUGUCAGGUCAAGAAUGUUCCUAUGGAGCAUAGUGCUGGCUACCCACGACGCUAUUUCAUUGCUCGGAAGAGUCUGCGGGCUCUCGCGUUUUAUCUUAUGAAAGAAACACUAGAAGUCUACACGGCGUCGACCCCUCACGGGGGCUGGUGGGAUACGCAGAACACGAAGCCAGCCCUCAGUAUCAAAAAUGUGCCAUUGUGGCACCAAUUCAAGUAUACGUGGGUACACAUAUUUCUCGCUUACGCUACUCUCGAAAUGGCGAAUUCCAUACUCGGUGUCGUGAGUGUGAUACUUCACCUAGCAACACCACAAGAAUGUCCUAGCGCUUUCGGGGACCUCAAAGAUUUUUUCACAGUGAGAAAAGCUUGGUCGACGGUGUGGCAUCAGCACAUGCGACGGCUUACCUCUACUAUGGGUUUAUUUGUUGCCCGUGAUCUCAUGCAACUUCGAAAAGGAUCUUUUCAAUCGAAAUACGUGCAACUGUUUGUUGGCUUUGGUGUUUCUGCUGGCCUUCAUGCAGGCGUUGCUUUACUGUGCAGUAAGGCUUUAAAUGAUGAUUCAGCGCUCUUUUUCUUCGGAAUACAGGCCCCGAUCAUCAUGCUCGAGGAUCACGUUAUUGCAAAGGGAAAAUCUCUAGGUUUUAAAGAUUCUCCUCUAUGGAGAUUUAUUGGCUUUGUGUGGACAACGCUAGCGAUUGGGUUUACAUGCCGUGCUUGGGUUGGCUCCAUGAUAGACAACGGCAUGUGGGUGCAUGCCCGCAAGAAAGAUUCGGUUAUUCAAGGUUUACUCAUUAACGCUAUACAGCAACCUUAG